Messenger RNA from Triticum aestivum (bread wheat), 1376 nucleotides. RefSeq names its product polyubiquitin. Gene Ontology annotation, molecular function: protein binding. Lineage: Eukaryota; Viridiplantae; Streptophyta; Magnoliopsida; Poales; Poaceae. The record is from RefSeq and is a predicted model, not a curated record. The transcript is spliced from 2 exons. The coding region runs from base 199 to 1116 and encodes 305 amino acids.
ACGCCACACGUCACCGGUGCCGCAGCCUUGCGGGACUCUUCCUCCCUUCCCGUCUGACCCGGCGUCCCCUCCCCGACUACAAAAUCCCCGCCCCCCUCUCCUCUCCCGUCCACCAAACAAAUCCAAUCCCCUCUCCGCGAUCUCACCGAGAAAAUCCUCGACCGAUCGGAAGACAAGCGCCCCUCACGCUCCUUCAAGAUGCAGAUCUUCGUGAAGACCCUCACCGGCAAGACCAUCACCCUUGAGGUCGAGUCGUCUGACACGAUCGACAAUGUGAAGGCCAAGAUCCAGGACAAGGAGGGAAUCCCCCCGGACCAGCAGCGCCUCAUCUUUGCCGGCAAGCAGCUCGAGGAUGGCCGCACCCUGGCUGACUACAACAUCCAGAAGGAGUCCACCCUCCACCUGGUGCUCCGCCUCCGUGGAGGCAUGCAGAUCUUUGUCAAGACCCUCACUGGCAAGACCAUCACGCUGGAGGUGGAGUCCUCGGACACCAUCGACAAUGUGAAGGCCAAGAUCCAGGACAAGGAGGGCAUCCCCCCGGACCAGCAGCGCCUCAUCUUUGCCGGCAAGCAGCUGGAGGAUGGCCGCACCCUGGCUGACUAUAACAUCCAGAAAGAGUCUACCCUCCACCUGGUGCUCAGGCUCCGUGGAGGCAUGCAGAUUUUCGUCAAGACCCUCACCGGCAAGACCAUCACCUUGGAGGUGGAGUCCUCGGACACCAUCGACAAUGUGAAGGCAAAGAUCCAGGAUAAGGAGGGCAUCCCUCCGGACCAGCAGCGCCUCAUCUUCGCCGGCAAGCAGCUCGAGGAUGGCCGCACCCUGGCAGACUAUAACAUCCAGAAGGAGUCCACCCUCCACCUGGUGCUCAGGCUUCGUGGAGGCAUGCAGAUUUUCGUCAAGACGCUCACCGGCAAGACCAUCACCCUGGAGGUGGAGUCCUCGGACACCAUUGACAAUGUGAAGGCGAAGAUCCAGGACAAGGAGGGCAUUCCCCCGGACCAGCAGCGUCUGAUCUUUGCCGGCAAGCAGCUUGAGGAUGGCCGCACCCUGGCAGACUACAACAUCCAGAAGGAGUCUACCCUUCACCUGGUGCUCCGCCUGCGUGGUGGCCAGUAAGUGCCUGCUCAUGGCGCUGCUUCUGUCUCGUCGGUGUACUCAAUGGUGUUUUCAGUUUCUGUUUUGGUCGUCUUUCUAUCUCUGUUAUGUUUGGUUGUGCUUACAUACUUAAUGAUGUGAGUGGCUUUGGAGGUUGGAUGAUUAAUAAGUGAACCCUUAAUAUCGUGUGUAAUUGUGUUGUUCCUGCCAUACUUGUGUUGCUAUUUGUCGGCAGAUUCUUGCAUUGAACUGGUCAUGAAGUAUUGAGGAAAUUCUUGAAA